AUGACUCCAUUUGAGUUCAUUGGUGUACAGAAUUGGAGAAUAUCUGGGAUACAACGGCGGACUAAAGUAUUUCCAAUAUCCGGAUUGCCUCAGUUUUUCCUGCAGGCUGAUCCUGUGGAUUCUUAUCAGCAGCAGGAGUGGCGUUUAUUCAUGGGUUUUCUUAAAAAGCAUGAUAGGGUUGCUAUUGUGGAAUUUGAGUCAUUGGUAUUUUACAUACUUCCUCCUGAUACUGGUGCAAUUGCUGACCAUGCUGUAGUUGCCUAUCAAGAAAAGUCAGUUGGGUCAGUUCCAGGUCAUACCUUGCUGAAACCCAAAGAAGCAGCUGCCGCCAGAAUGGUUACAAUGCUGGACUCUGGGAAGUCUGAAGAAUUUAGUGGUAGUUCAGCAACUAAUGUUGGGGAGAGGGAUGUUUGUGCAGUGAAACACCAUCCUGAUUUUAAGUUUCAACAGGAAGCUGUGGUUUGUGUUUCACAUAAAUCUGUUCAGGAAGCCUGCAGAUCUCAAUCCAGGGAAGAAAAGAGAAACUUUUUUGAUAAAAAUUUUGGAUGCAGUAGUGAAAGGGUUUCAAAGAUUAAUUUGGAGAAACAGUCUCUUGAUAGUAAGUUCCAGCAGGAGGCUGUGGGUCAUUCUGCUCAUGAGUCUAGAGAUGAAGCUCAUUGUAGAUCUCAGCUCAUGUCAGUGCCCCAAGAUAAUAGUUUUGGGGAGAACUUUGUGCGGGUAGACCCUAGUUACUUGAAAACUCUUGGUCAGACUCAUUCAGGAUGGGUUUUUGGUGCCAUUGCUGAGCUUGUUGACAAUUCUAGGGAUGCCAAAGCAGCAAACUUGGAUAUUUCUAUAGAUAAUGUAUAUUCCAAGGUACUUGGGAAAGAUAUACCUAUGCUGUCUGUUAUUGAUGAUGGGCAUGGCAUGUCGCACGAAGGGUUGGUGAGAAUGGUCUCUUUUGGGCGCAAACAACCUGAUGUAGAUAAUCCAGAUCAUAUUGGAAGAUUUGGAAUUGGAUUCAAGACUGGAGCUAUGAGACUUGGUCAGGAUGCUUUUGUUCUUUCCCAGACUAUCGACUCCAGAUCCAUAGCCUUUUUGUCUCAAUCUUUAAAUGAAGGCAAGGAUAAUCUUGAGAUUCCUAUUGUGAGCUAUUCAAGACGAGGACAGGUUAUGGUAAUCAACACAACUGUCCAAUCCAAGGAGUUAGCAGAUUACAAUUUGAAGCGCAUAAAGGAAUUUUCACCAUUUGAUGAGUAUUUCAUUGGUGUAAAAUCAGGGUUAUUUAGUGAAAAGGGAACUGGAACACAAAUAUACAUAUGGAAUUUGGAUAAGUGGGGUUUGACAUAUUGUUUAGAAUGGCAGACUGGAAGGAGUGGCAAUUCAUCUUGUGACCAAGGUGACAUUUUAAUUCGAUCUAGACGGAUCAGGUCUCGGCCAGGGCAAAUUAGCCAAAAGGUGCCAUUAGAUUAUUCACUCCGCUCUUACAUGGAGGUCAUUUUCUUGGAUCCGCGAAUGAAGAUAUCUGUUCAAGGUUCAUUGGUUAAAACUCGACCCCUGGCAAGAUCCUUGAAUAGGACUCUUGUUGUAGAAGAUACUCUCUUGGGAAAGCCCGUUAAAUUGACUCUUGGCCGCAGUCAGCUAGAAUGGGAGCAAAUGAAUUGUGGAAUUUUCUUGUACUGGCAUGGUCGCUUAAUUGAGGCCUACAAGAGAGUUGGUGGCAUGGUUUAUAAUGCAGACAUGGGUCGUGGAGUUAUUGGAGUUAUAGAUGUUACAAAUCUAAUGGAUGAUGGGAAUGGUCAUGUGUGGGUACAUAACAACAAGCAAGGUUUCCAGGACUGUGAACCUUAUGCUGAACUGGAGCAGUGGCUGGGAAUCCAAUCUAACAUAUAUUGGGACAAAAAUUUUGAUACACUUGCAGUGAAAAAGAGAAAUGGAAAAUACGAACCUGAUCAUGAGUGGGUGCAGUGCGACAAAUGUAGGAAAUGGAGGGUUUUGCCAUCUGGCUUUGACAGCAAUAAAUUACCCCAACAAUGGUUUUGUCAACUGCCACCUUUCGAGCAACAAUGUGUGAUACCUGAACAACAAACUGGACGUGGAAUUAUAACUGUUGAUGCUAAGCGAUCUCAGUAUCUUGCCAAUGACACCCUGCUGAAAUUCACUGCCGAAAAGAAAUCGCAAGGUAGCUGAUAUUUGUCCUUUUCAUUCUGAUCUGUAUCUUAUUUUUCACCCUCCCUGACCAGUCAAUAGAGAUUCGG
Molecule: messenger RNA, 2237 nt
Organism: Telopea speciosissima
Lineage: Eukaryota; Viridiplantae; Streptophyta; Magnoliopsida; Proteales; Proteaceae
Product: MORC family CW-type zinc finger protein 3-like
Exons: 13
Coding region: 1-2169 (722 amino acids)
Cellular component (GO): nucleus
Molecular function (GO): ATP hydrolysis activity; zinc ion binding
Source: RefSeq, a predicted model, not a curated record